AUGAAUGACACAACCGAUAUUGAUGAUAUCAUCAACAAUUUGCGUGAUGAUGAUAUCAGUAACUUACAUAGUGGAAUCGAAAUUCAGUCUUCUUUAGACGAUUCUUUUCAACAGACCGAUCUAACUGAUCUGAAAAAAGCGUGGUUAGCUGAAAGGAUGUCUCCUGAUAUACUAGCAUUUCAAACAUCAUUAAUUGAUAGAUUGAUGGACCGAAUUCGAAUACAAGCAGCUUAUAUAGAAGAGAACUCAAUGGCAGACUUUCACAACUCCGGGGAUAUCAAAAUGAAACUUCUAAUAGUAGAGUCCGAACUGGAACGAAUAAAAUUCUUGGUACGAGGUUAUCUACGGACCCGGCUCAGCAAGAUUGACAAGUACACAAUAUACAUUAUACAAAGUGGUGAAAAUCAACAAGAAGGAAAUGCUGACCAAUUUGACCUACGUCUGUUAUUAUCGCCUCAAGAAAUUCAGUACAUGGAGCGACACCAUCGCAUAUUACUUAAUCUCUACAAUACCCAGUUUUUAUCUGCAUUACCUGCACAAUUGCAGCGACUUGACGAUAGUUCAGGUGGUAUAUCGAUGGUGGAGGAACCUGAUUUGGAUAAGCCAGUAUUUAUCAGAGUACUUGAAACAGUCGAGAGACCAAUUCGAGUAGGACUCGAUGAAAUCACUUUAGAAAAAGGUAAUAUCUAUGUUCUUCGUUACAGUGCGAUAUCGAAGUAUCUAAUCGGUGGAGAGGUGGAACUUAUCUAA
Messenger RNA from Sugiyamaella lignohabitans, 750 nucleotides. RefSeq names its product Sld5p (gene SLD5). The record is from RefSeq and is a predicted model, not a curated record. NCBI's taxonomy places the organism in Eukaryota, Fungi, Ascomycota, Dipodascomycetes, Dipodascales, Trichomonascaceae. The coding region runs from base 1 to 750 and encodes 249 amino acids. The transcript has a single exon. Gene Ontology annotation, biological process: double-strand break repair via break-induced replication; DNA-templated DNA replication. Gene Ontology annotation, cellular component: GINS complex.